UGGCCGAUUUAUCCAAAUGAAAGCAACAUAAAGCAUCUCUACUUCCAUCAAUACUAGCGUUACAAAAUCUGCAAGUCUUCUUUGAUUACCUCCAGCCCUGUAAGUGACGGAGAGAACUUAAGACACCAUGUCCCAAUGGGCACAUCUUCCAAAAGAACUGUUAGACAUGAUCAGCAAAUGCUUAGAUUCUCGAGUUGACUUAGUUUGCUUUCGUGCUGUCUGCACUUCAUGGAGAUACUCUGCCUCUUCACCUUCAUUUGAUCAAGAAAUCCCUCGUUUAAUUCUCAAGCUUCCUUCACCAAUCCAUGCAGAUGCGAUUCUCAUGCAAACCGCCGUUUGUCGCAUGGAACUUAUAAGUAAAUAUCCCAACUCCUUCUCUUCUUUUUCGAAAUCUUGGUUGGUUAAAGUAGGAGAGUCAAAAUAUGGUAAACAGCAGCUUUUGAAUCCACUUACAAAUUAUAAAAUCAAGUACUCACCAAUAUCAGUGAAUUUUCUUGAUUUUAAGUUUGUACAGUUGAAUAAAGCUUUCUUACUUCAACAGUCAAGACGGUUUCUUGUUUUCGGAAUAAUUAAGGUUGUUCCAUUUCCUAUCUCUGCAAGUUGUAGUAAUAUGGAUGGAUUUGGAAUUUUGGCAAUUUAUCAUGAAGGGAAAUUAGGUUAUUGGAAAUAUGGAGAUAAGGAAUGGACUUUGUUAGAUUACAAGAAUUUUCAAUAUGAUGAUAUUAUUGUGUACAGGGAGCAGUUUUAUGUUAUUGAUAGACGGGGCACGGUUUAUUGGAUUGAUUCAUCAUUGAAAGUGAUUCAAUACUCCCCUCCACUUUAUGGUUGUGGAGGGCAGAAGAAUUUGGUGGAGUCACGUGGAGAUCUUUAUGUUGUUGAUAGGUAUCUUGAUGGAGAAAGGAGAACAUGGAAAGAUUAUGAGAAUGUUAUGGACUACAGUGACAAUCCUUUUCGUGUUAGGAAACUCAGGAAGCAAAGCAGACCCAGGGCUGUUGAUCUGAGAGUUUAUAAGCUGGACGAGGAGUUGGCUACCUGGGUUGAUGUGAAAUCUUUAGAUGAUCAAAUCUUUGUCCUGGGUACGGACUGUUCUUUCUCGAUUUCGUGUAGAGAGUUUAAUGGAGGUAAAGGGAAUUGCAUUUAUUUCGUAGAUGGUGAUGAUCACGCGGGUAGAGGAUUAAGUGCCAGUAGCAUUCAUGUGUUUCAAUUAGAGGAUCGUAGCAUUGGGAAACUUGAUGUGAUGCCGGAGUUCUCUGACAUUUUCUGGCCGCCCAACAUGUUUGAUUCCUCAAUACAGAACAAUCCUGGUCUAGAUCUCUGAUUUGGUUCACAAUGGAAUUUUAAUAGUUUUAUGCAGCUAUGAAGAUCGGAGGUUCCCUCUCGCAGCCUCUCCCUCUGGGAAAAUGUGUUGUUAUAAAGAGUGAAUUUGUGUGGAGCUUGUCUUGACAGGGCUUUGUGUGCAUGGAGAGAAAACUUGCUUGGUCAUUGUAGAUGAACCUCUAAUAAUGUAUCUAUCAUGCACUUGCUAUUCUUAUGCUUGCAAGAUAUGGUUGCCCUCCUGUAAAUUUCAAUCUCUUCAACAGGCAGUCAGAUAUUUGAGAUGUAAUAAAAACUGAGGAUGUCUAAGAGUA
Messenger RNA from Populus trichocarpa (black cottonwood), 1628 nucleotides. Its product is annotated as putative F-box protein At1g65770. The transcript has 2 exons. Gene Ontology annotation, molecular function: protein binding. Lineage: Eukaryota; Viridiplantae; Streptophyta; Magnoliopsida; Malpighiales; Salicaceae. Bases 128 to 1318 code for a protein of 396 amino acids. The record is from RefSeq and is a predicted model, not a curated record.